UAGCAAGCGUGUAGCGUGCAAGGCUGGCGUGUAAGUCACGUGUAGAGUCCACACGUGUUGUGUAUCGUCGUAUCGUUGGUAUCGCAUCGUAGCCAACGUGUCAGUUACCGUCAGUGACCUAGUAGCACCAGUGGUUGCAGCAUUGCAGCGUAGUGCCGCCCGAACCGUGGAAGGUAAACACGAUAUGACAGUCACGUAAUAGGCGCGAUACGACAACGUACGGCAGCACGAGACAAUCCGGUAUAGAUGGCUUUUCAGAAACACAACGCGCACUUUCUUGCGUGGUCGUUGAACGGGUUGGCUAGGCUUACAAAUGUUCGAAGCAGCAGCGCUAUGACACUCGACGUGACGUUCUUCAGCGAAGACCGGAAGAAAGCCUGCAUGGAUUCUUUAAUGAGAUCGUCGGAAGAACUCAGUCGCAUGUUCCGUAACGUUCCUACGACGCUGUCGGCCGCCGUGUUGGUUCCGUUCUGCUUCAACCGCUGUGGUGAGCCCGCCGUGCUGCUGACAUUAAGGUCACGGAGCCUCUCCAGACACGCCGGACUUAUUAGCUUUCCCGGAGGCAUCGCCGACGAAUGCGACACGUCGGCCGCGGAAACGGCACUUCGAGAAACCGAAGAAGAGCUGGGGAUACCGGCUGCAAACGUUGACGUGUGGGGCUCUCUGCACCCGCUCCCUUCUAUGGGUUCCACAAUUUCGGUCACACCCGUCGUCGGGUUUGCGAAGCCCUCAACGCCCAUGUCGCUGAUUGACGAACUCACGGUGAACGAAGACGAAGUGGAGAAAGUGUUUAUGCCAACUUUACUAAGCUUGUGCGACCCGCGCGGUUGGGAGUACACAUACUUGAAGUACCCCGGUGUACCGGACCAUGCGUCGCCAGUUUUUGCCCUCAACGGUGAUGAAAAAAUUUGGGGACUAACUGCUAGGAUAUUGCAUCUGUGUAUGGCCUGUAUUUUACCAGAACUGUACUGCAGAAAUUACCCAGGGAACCUGCUAAACGUGACUGAUAACGGCAGUAAGCUGUAAAUACGUUCUUACUGAUGUGCACGGCACGGCUUUCGUAUUAUGUCUAGACGUCAGCCAAAACUUUGUGCCCCGCGGUCAACAACUCUACAAACAACGAAACUGAAGCGCAAGUCGGACACUUCCGGACAUACUGCGCAUAUCGCGCUCACAAACGUAGCACCAGAAGCAAGCGCAAAAGCGAAAGCAGAUGCGAGAGUCAAUAAAGGCAUCGCCACAGUUUCGUACACAAGCGUAGAGUUUUUCGCUACACGUGUAGAACGUACUCAUUAGCAAUAAACUCCUAUUUUAAAGCUUA
Molecule: messenger RNA, 1321 nt
Organism: Rhipicephalus sanguineus (brown dog tick)
Lineage: Eukaryota; Metazoa; Arthropoda; Arachnida; Ixodida; Ixodidae
Product: mitochondrial coenzyme A diphosphatase NUDT8
Exons: 1
Coding region: 247-1026 (259 amino acids)
Molecular function (GO): coenzyme A diphosphatase activity
Source: RefSeq, a predicted model, not a curated record